AUGCAUGGAAGUGUGGCAGAUUCUAACUGCACAUAUUUCAAGUUCUUCACUACCGGAGAAAAUGCAUACAUAUUUCAACGUGUUACACACAAAGAUCUGAAUAUCACAGCAGCUGUUCUCUCUCUGUUGAGUAUAACUCUGAUGGUAAUGGGUUCAAUCUGCAUAACAAUGGUUCUGAGCAAAGGUGUGGAAUUCCUCCUAAAGCCUGCGUCAUUCUUCUUCAUUCUUUCUGGUCUGUUUGUCAUGAUCACCAUGGUAGUAUUUCGUCAGGCUGUCAUUUGGCUCAUGGCAAGUAACCAGAACGUAAAGUUAGAAUAUGAAUACUCGUGGUCUUCAGCAUGCGCUGCAGCAGCAGGAGGCAUCUUGGUAUUUGGAGGAAUAUGUUGCUUGUUUUUGGUACUGCCACCUCUGCCCAAGAAACCUUGGGAAUACUGCAUGAAGAAAGGAAGUAGUUCUUAAAAAAAAUAAAUGAAGACCGUUGGCUUUAAAUUUUCUAGCCAAUCAGCUGGAGACCGAUCAAACAUGUCCGGUUUCUCAACACUGAAGUCCUUUGCAAAAUGAGGACAGUUGUUUGUUUACGUCAUUGUCAUUUUAUGCACCUGAUCCAGAUUUACAGUCAGUAUUCAGACUUUACAAGUUGUGGCAAUUCUUGCAAAGCAAUUCUUGCUUUGCUAUAUGGACAAUCUAUUUAUACCCUAUUUUGGACCGGAUGUUUUUCCCUUUUGUAAAUAAGCUUUGUAGCAUCCAGAACUCUGUUAAUGUAUUUUACUGGGGAUUGGGGAGGGCUACUGUAUAGAAAACAUGUUUUUUUGGUGUUAUAUUAUAUUGUGCUAUUAAAGGUUAUUUUUAUUCUGGUGA
Molecule: messenger RNA, 858 nt
Organism: Nanorana parkeri
Lineage: Eukaryota; Metazoa; Chordata; Amphibia; Anura; Dicroglossidae
Product: voltage-dependent calcium channel gamma-6 subunit-like
Exons: 4
Coding region: 1-459 (152 amino acids)
Biological process (GO): regulation of calcium ion transmembrane transport via high voltage-gated calcium channel
Cellular component (GO): membrane; L-type voltage-gated calcium channel complex
Molecular function (GO): calcium channel regulator activity
Source: RefSeq, a predicted model, not a curated record